This is a messenger RNA of Harmonia axyridis, 5434 nucleotides long. RefSeq lists its product as uncharacterized. Gene Ontology annotation, molecular function: catalytic activity. The record is from RefSeq and is a predicted model, not a curated record. NCBI's taxonomy places the organism in Eukaryota, Metazoa, Arthropoda, Insecta, Coleoptera, Coccinellidae. The coding region runs from base 3659 to 4657 and encodes 332 amino acids. The transcript is spliced from 2 exons.
ACACAAUGUCAAAUAUAUUGCAAACAAAUGAGACCGUCACAAUUUUUGCCCCAACCUGUCAAAAUUGAUGUAAAAUGGAGGAACUGUUUCAUUCAGUAACGAAAAUGUUAGCACACAACAUCGUGGUACAUGUUUAUUCACUACCAAAUUUUUCGAUCGAAAGUUUUGUCACCUCACUGAUCUGCAUAGUACAUAUAUUAUUGAUUAUGGAAGUUAAUUCUCUUGUUUCCCAUAUAACAGAAAAAUCUAUAGCCAAAUUGAGAAGACAAAGGAUAAUGAAAGACGAUAGUAAGCCAAGUUCACGGAUGUCGCUUCAAAGUGGAGAUACUCAUAUUAAGAUACAACAUCAUCUCCGAAAAUAUUAUGAAAAUCAUUCGCCUUUUAUAACACCGAAGUAUACCUCAAAAAAACUAACGAAAAUACCCGAAAUGCAAAGUUCAGAGUACAAUUGGAUACCCACUAGAGUUGAAGAUGAAAAGUACGAGAAAAUUGAUCAGAUUCUUUCCGUUUCACCAAGUGAUUACAUAAAGAAAGAUAAGGAGAAAAAAAUACAUGAAAACGAACUUAGACAUUGCCUAAAGUCACUCACUACCCUCUUGGAAUGCAGUGUAGCCUCUAGAAUGUCGACAACAAGUUUAGCCAAAAGUAUCAGUAUUAUAAGAGAUCACUUAAAAACUGCAAACUCGAAUGAAAAUAUCACAGAAAAUGAUAAAAAAGCAACGCAAAAUAAUAGAAAAACGACGGAAAGUUUAUUCGAUAUGAUGGAACGUUCGUUAAACCAAAGUGUGAAAGAAGACGGAUUGAUGAAGUCUCAAGAAGAUAGAUCACGUAGAUAUAGCUUAGAAGAGAAGUUCUCGAUAUACAGUUCUCCGAGUGAUACAAGUGCGGAUAUGGAUUUAGAUUCUCAUUCAAAUAUCACCGAAGUCAAGUAGUAAGCAUUUUAUUUUGAUUGUAUUUAUUAAAUGGUUAUGGAUGUAAAUUUAAUAAGUUCAACAACUUCCAGAAAUUAAACAAUUGCACACCACCAAUCCAAGUCGGUCAAUUUAUUUUUGGAUAUUCAUCAUUUGUAUCCCAUAUUUCGAAAUUUCAGAUAUCAAAAUAUAAUGAGGGACCAAAAUACCUGUCUAUAAAUAAAAUUUCUUAAUCGUAUUCAGAAGGUUGGAAUUCAACGAAGUUUACAUUUGUCAAUUAAUAUAUUCCUAUGAUAAAAUCAACUUAAGUAUAGUUUUUGUACAUUAUUCUUUAAAUAGUUUUGUGGUCUACUUAAUAAAUUUUAAUAGAAAAUGUCCUGUGGGUUGAGUGUCCUUGGACACAUGAAAAGACAACCAAAGGAAUUUGAAACAGAUUCUCAAAUUUUGUAGGUUAUGUAGGUACUAAGCAUAAGCAUAGUAUAAGGAUUCCUUAUACUAUGGCAUAAGAGAGGGGGGAUUGGAUUGGUGAACUUGUAUUCAUUGAUUUAGUGUGGAAAACUCCAUACUUUUUUUAUGAACAGUAUUUCAUGAAAUAAAAAAUGUAUAUUAAACAUUUGUGAAAUUCGUUGAAAUAAAAGAAUUAUUUAAUUCAUUCUUCUAGGAAUCCAGGAUUCUGAGAAAAAUUAGAUAAUGCCGCCCUCCAUUAUUUGCCGCCCCUCUAGAGCAGGCCCUGCGGUUACAGGUUUUUCUGAUCAGUGUUGUCCGUAUAAAAAGCUGGAACAUAUUGUUUUUUCUUUUUUGAUAUUGUCUAGUAAAAAACAAUCGGAUUAUGCGAUAGAAAUAUUCUUUUAGAUUCGAAUGCACCCAAGCCCAACACUAGUUAAUUGUUAAUUUGAUAUAAAAAAGAUAAAUAUUAUAUUAUAAAUUAUACAUAGCGUGUUGAACCUUCAUGGUGAGCACAUGUAAUAAUUUCGUUGUUUCUUGAGAAUUUCUUUGAAAAAGUGAUAAUUAUUAAACUCAAAUUUCGUAUACCGCUUCGGAUUUCGAGACAUUCUUUGUAAAAAGGAUGUCUAAUCCAGAAGAGAGAUCGUCACAAAAGAACACGGAAGAAUCCACCGAAGACGAUGAGUCAUUCAAAAAACCAGCAAAUCGUAAACGUAAAAAAAAACACUAAAGAAAGAUGAUAACAAAACUCCUGAGGCAGAAAUCAGCCAGCCACAUCUGGUCCUAGAUAAUUCAAAUGACAUCAUGAUGGAAACUGUUAGAAUAUUACUUCAUCCGAACAGAUUACGAGAGAGACAACCAACCCUACACUUGAUAGUAUUAUUCCAUGUCGUACGGUGGCGCUACGAGUCUGCGCGUGGCGAGGCCAUCGAGAGAGAAAACAAGAAUAGAUCUUCGAUGAUCGAGAGCGAAUGACAGGGACAUAACCUUAGUGUUCAAGUCCUUCCGUUCUGCCUUCCGAACUGUACUUGUUAGAGAUAGAGUUAGACUUACUAGAGUGUCUUGAGAAUAAACGAUUAAUAUCAUCAUCUGUGUAUUAGUGAAUACUCUGUAUCUUAUAUACCUUAAAUAUAUUCCAAUAGAAACAAAUGACUCAACUUUAUCACAACCAUAGACCUAAUAUCAAUGAUAUUAGGUCUAUGAUGACUACCAAUUUCGAAUACUAAAGGUCCACACACACAAGACAACUAUGAAAACCGAUCUCAAAACAACAACAAAGAACUUCUCAACAAGAAUGAAUGAAAUAAACAACACCAAUUAUGAGCAUCUAUUCUAUCUAACAGUAGAUGAAAAAGUAAUAACAGACAGAAUUGAAAUGUCGGACGAAUGGAACAAAAAAUUCCCAAACUCUAAAGACAAAAUAAUUAAAACCAAAAUUGGCUACUUAAUUAAAUCCAAUCAAGAAAAAACGACAAUCACUCAAGCAAUGGAAAAGAUGAUUACAGAGAAAAUAAUAAUGAAAUUCAAGGAAACUAAACCAUAUGUAACAGGAAAAGUGAGAGCUGAACCACUUAAUUAAAUUCGUUCUCAGUGGUGAAAACAGGAGUGGAAAAAUUUAUUAAAGAUGAGGACAUCAGUAAACACUUGACAGAAAUGAACCUGAAACACCGAUUUUGCAAAAGAAUAAUAUCAAGAGAAUUCAGUAGACCUACAACACAUAUUAGGAUAAUUACAGGCGAAGCUUCAACUUCUGAAAAACUUCUGAAUGAUGGAAUGUUUUUCAAAAAUAUACACUACCUUGUAUAUGCUAGUCACCCACCUGAUCACACACCAAGUCCAUGCAGCAAAUGCCAUCAAUUAAACCAUAUCACCGAUAAUUGUCAACAACAAAUGAAGUGUAGCAAAUGCCAAGGUACUCACAAGACUGCUAAUUGCGGAACAAAUCUUCCUCCAAAAUGUAGUGCAUGCGGAUCGGAAGAUCACCUUCCAUGGUCGGCCAAAUGCCACCCCAAGAAACCCAUUGAAGGUAUACCGAAUGUAACCAUCAAACCGCUCAACUAGAAAACAAGAGAAAUAGAAGAUCUCCACAAAAAAAAAAACAACAGAAUACGUACUCCAAUAAGAAAACUGAAUAAACCCAAAAACAUCAAUAGGGAAGAACUUUUGCACAAACUCAAGAAAAGAUUCAUCACAGAAUAUAAAAUAGAAACAAUAUCUGUUUUUUUCAGGCAAUAGACUAUAUAUUCUCAUGUUCGAUAAGGAAGAUCCCAACGAACCGUCACCAAUUGAACUUGUCGACAAUAAUGUUAAUCGGCAAAUUUAAAUCUGAAAUUAAAAUUCUAUACAAUAACAUCAACAGUUAUAUGCCCAAAAAGUACCUGGUCAAUAAUUUUAUAGAAACGAAUGAUAUAAAGUCUACGAUGUUUGUGGAAGCACAAAUAAAAGAAGAACAUAGCACGGGAUACAGGGACUGGGAUACCAUUCAUCGCAUAGGCCACAAAAUAAAUAACACAAGAGGAGGUAGUCUAGUUCAGUGCCACCCCAGCUUGAAAAUGGGUAAGAACAACUGUCCUGUUAUAAACAACAACCUCAAUGAAGCACUACACUUCACUACUCCUUUCAAAGAGGAAAAUCUCCACAUCUUCUUAGUAUAUAUACACCCAAGAGCAAAAAUUGAAGAGACCAUUUUUACAAAAGCAGCACUGUAUAAAUACUCGAUCAUAGUGGGUGAUUUCAAUCCUAAUGAAGCCAAAAAUAAACAAAUUAAAAAAUUUCUACAAAACGAUGCGUUCAAAAAAUUCACCACACCUCCCACAUUCCUAGAAAAUAAUCCGGAUAGCACACGAGACCUAUUAUUCUACCCAACAAAUCUGAGAAAAAACAUAAAAAAUGUUGACCUUGCCGCAGACCUAGGGUCUGACCAUCUGUCGAUGGUAAUCACCUUAGAUAUGCAGUCUCAACCUGACAACAUUAAGGGAAAGAAGAGUCUACAAUUUGAUAAAUGCAAGUUAGAUAGGGUCAACCAAGAUAUGAAACAGUUUAUAGAUUUACAUAAAAACUCUAGAAUAGAUGAAAAUUACAUAUCUUUAUUCAACGAAGAACUGUCUGACUGCAUCGUAAGGUACACCUUUCUAAAAACACACCAUCCUUUUCUGCACGAAUUGCCUCCCUAUAUAAUCAAAAUGAUAAAAAAUAAGAGAAAAAUGUACAGAGCAUACCAACGACGUCAAGAUCCAGCUCUCAAACCUCAAAUUAAUGAAUGCAAUAAGUCAAUACAUCAAAUGAUACAACAGUAUAAAUAACACACCUGGACCAAAACAUGUAAUGAAAUCUACGAAACUAAAGGAAAGAACUUUUACCAACAAAUUAGGAAAUUAUCGAAAUACAAAAUAUUUCACAAAAUUCCGACAAUCGUAGACAAUAACAAAUCAUGCAAGUCAGAUACGGAAAAGACAGUAAUAUUUGCACAUUAUCUCAAGAAAAAUAUCAAUACGAUAAGGAUCCUAAAUUUGAUAAUAAAAUGGAAGAGGAAGUUGAGAGUUGGUACAGAAAUUAUUUCUCCGAAGAGGUGAAUAAAACAACUUUUGAAAUAGAAGAAAAUACAUAUUUUGAAAUCCUGCACAAGUCUAAAAACAGCUCGCCAGGAGCAGAUAACAUUCCUUGGAAGAUCCUGAAGAAAUUUAAUAACCAAUAACCCUCUCACCAGUUCAUGGCAAAUUACUUGAAAAGAUAGUAAAAACUAAAUUAGAAGAACAUACAAAUCAUUCAAUACCUAAACAUCAAUUCGGCUUCCGUAAAAACAAAUCUACUGUACACCCACCAAUGAUAUUCUUCACUAAUAUACAAAACGCACAGUUGAAUAACAAAAAAACAGCAGCAGUAAGCAUCGACAUAAAAAAAGCAUUUGAUAGCGUCUGGAUAAAAGGAUUACUAUACAAACUUUACAGAUCGGAUGUUCCUUCCCAUCUUAUCUAUCUAUUAAAGUCGUAUCUAGAAAACAAAAAACUUAGGAUUAAAAUAAAAGAUGCACUAUCUGACUUCUUCAUCCAUGCAGGGUACACCACAGGGAUCACCAUUAU